Messenger RNA from Paramecium tetraurelia, 324 nucleotides. RefSeq lists its product as uncharacterized. Gene Ontology annotation, biological process: microtubule-based movement. Gene Ontology annotation, molecular function: dynein intermediate chain binding. Lineage: Eukaryota; Ciliophora; Oligohymenophorea; Peniculida; Parameciidae. The record is from RefSeq and is a predicted model, not a curated record. Gene Ontology annotation, cellular component: cytoplasmic dynein complex; cytoplasm. The transcript is spliced from 2 exons.
AUGUCAGAUGUUGACAUAGAAGACACAAUAAACAGAAUUAAAAAUCACAAAUCAGUCUAAGGAAUUGUGAUUGUAAAUAUCGAAGGUGCUAUUACUAGGACUACUUAUUUAAAUGAGAAAAAGGAUGAGGGUGAUACAAUUGCUAAAUCUAUUCCAAUUUUGGCAUAAAAGGCAAGAUCUUUGGUUAGAGAUUUAGAUCCAACAAAUGAUUUAGCGUUUUUAAGAAUAAAAUCAAGAUAAAAUGAGAUUUUAAUAGCUCCUGAUAAAGAUCUAUUAUUGAUUGUUAUAUAAGGACCUAAAAAAUAGGGAGAAGAUGAUUAAUGA